Messenger RNA from Spinacia oleracea (spinach), 3005 nucleotides. RefSeq names its product mitogen-activated protein kinase kinase kinase 5. The record is from RefSeq and is a predicted model, not a curated record. Gene Ontology annotation, biological process: protein phosphorylation; MAPK cascade. The transcript has 10 exons. Bases 292 to 2220 code for a protein of 642 amino acids. Gene Ontology annotation, cellular component: cytoplasm. Gene Ontology annotation, molecular function: ATP binding; MAP kinase kinase kinase activity. Lineage: Eukaryota; Viridiplantae; Streptophyta; Magnoliopsida; Caryophyllales; Amaranthaceae.
UAAAAGAACAUCCCUCUAAAAUCUAAGCACUGAAAUCGCUGUAAAACAGCGGAAAUCUUCCAGGAAGGUUGCACACAAAAGAGCAAGAAGGAGGGAAGAGAGAGAAAAUUAUUAUUCACAAAAUAGAAUUCCCCCAUUUCGCAAUCUUCCUCUCCUCCCUCCUUCUUCUUCAACCUCUAAUUAUCAUUCAUAAUAAUAAUAAUAAUAUAAUUUUAUUUUUAUUUUUGUUGAUAAUUGUUGGUUUCUAUUUUCCCGUACCAUUAUGAUAACAAAAUCACAAGGGUUGAUUAAAUGAAUUUGCCACGGUGGCCAUUUUCUUCUAAUUCAAGUUCUAAUUCUAAUUCGAAUUCUACGUCACCGACGCCGAGUAAUCGCCGAUUAACCAGAGCUAAGCAGCUCCGUCAUCUCCGUGACUGCGACCUUGGUUACCUUGAUUUCUUCCUCGGCCACCGUAAUCGUCACCGUCACGGUGACGACGACGAUUUAUUGCGCAUUGCUUCUUCUCCGCCUUCUCAGCCGCUUCCCCUCCCGGAGCUUGUUUCCGUCGAAGACAAAUCGAAAUUCAAAUCAAAAUCAAAGUCAAAAUCAAAGCGAGGUGGCGUUUGUGAGAAUUUCAGGUUACCGUCUCCAACAGAAGUUUCCAAAGAGAAAGAAUCACCAUUUGACAAUAAGAUCAAUGCUAGUAAGGUAACACCCCAAGAUGAUCGGAGAGGAAUUGUUAUUGAUGAUCAAAGAAGGGUUAGUGCACGGCGAGGAGUUGAAGUGCAAGCGUUAACUGAUCCUCGAUGUAGUGUGCAGAGUGCGGAAACCUGGCCGUGGAAUGUGCCUCGAAAGAUACAGGAUGCACAUCAAACUCAAGAGAAUUUUAGCAUAGACAGACUGAGUUCGAGUUCCAGUCCCAUGUAUAGCCCACGAAGGGUGCUUAAUGGAGAUCCACUUUUCAUGUAUCCGCACCAGGAAACCACACGUUGGUCUGAACCAGCCAUGUCAACAGGUUUCCCAUAUGCAGGGCUACCAGAUAGCAAUAUGGUUAGCCGUGAUAGUCUUUUGAUUAAAAGUCCAUUAAUGAGGAGCCCUAGACCACCCCGAAAGAGCAUCAGUGGACCCCCAUCACCGCUGCAUCCCAGAUUAUCUGUUGAAAUCUAUUCCCCACAUCAUGAUAGCAGUGUCCAUCCAUUACCUCGUCCUCCCACACAUUCCUUCUCAGUGCCGGUCUCUCCUGUUCGUCAAGUCAACUCAAGGCCGGAAUUCUUGCCCAUGAAAAGUCAAUGGACAAAAGGGAAGCUUAUUGGACGUGGUACAUUCGGAAGUGUGUAUGCAGCAACUAACCGAGAAACAGGAGCUUUGUGUGCCAUGAAAGAAGUAGACAUAAUUCCUGAUGAUCCAAAGUCUGCUGAGUGUAUGAGGCAACUUGAAAAGGAGAUUGAAGUCCUGAGCCAGCUAAAGCAUCCAAAUAUUGUGCAAUAUUAUGGCAGUGAGAUAGUGGAUGAUAAGUUUUACAUAUAUUUGGAGUAUGUUUAUCCUGGUUCUAUCAAUAAAUACAUCCGUGAACGUUGUGGAGCUAUCACAGAAGCAGUUGUCCGCAAUUUCACUCGUCAUAUAUUAUCUGGAUUGGCUUACUUGCACGGCAGGAAGACAAUACACAGGGACAUCAAAGGGGCAAACUUACUUGUUGAUGCAUCUGGAGUCGUCAAGCUUGCAGAUUUUGGGAUGGCAAAACCGCUUACUGAACAAUCAGCUGUCCUCUCUCUAAAGGGGAGCCCGUAUUGGAUGGCUCCAGAGCUCAUGCUAUCUGUGGCACAGAACGAUAGUAGUUAUGAUCUGGCUUUUGCUGUUGAUAUUUGGAGUUUGGGUUGCACCAUCAUUGAAAUGCUGACCGGCAAGCCCCCAUGGAGUGAAUUUGAAGGGGCUGCGGCCAUGUUCAAGGUCUUGAAAGAAUCUCCACCCAUUCCCGAAACAUUGUCACCCGAAGGAAAGGACUUUUUACAUUAUUGCUUUCAACGCGACCCUGCAGACAGACCACCUGCUAUUAAGCUGUUGGACCAUCCAUUCUUGAGAACCUCUCAGCAAAAGGAGUUUUCAUCUUUCCGCGUAGCACCAGAUCUUAUGAUUCCCAUGGAUAAAGUAGCUCAUAGUCCAAGAGAGAUACCUGGUCACAAUCUUGAAAAAGUUUUAAUGUCCCAAAGAAGAUGGACUGCAAAUGGAAGAGGCUACAUUUAGUAAGACAUUCCCUUCUGCAUUGGCCCUGAUCUUGACUGAUAUCUACUUUACUGCAUUGCAAUCCCAUGCAAAUAAAGAAAGUAGCCUACUUGGUGAUCCGUCGCAUCUUAAAACUUCUGACGUGGCGGUGGCCUUUAAUUUCAUCUUAAAACUUGUGACGUGGCAGUGGCCUUUUUUUCAUUCACCACGAUCUAUUUUUGAGCUGGGUAUAACUCAUCACCUCUACAAUCGGGUACCCAAAACUUCCGGUUUGCAGAUGUCAAACCCUAAAGGGUGUGAUUUCGAGUGCAAAUUCUGGAAAUGGGGGUUUGGUUGGGGUUCUGAGAGAUAUCGUAUGCAAACACGUACCGCUGCAUGAUGGUUUGAACUUCCCUUUGCACCUACGCGGAGUUGCCAUAGCUGUUGAUCGCAGUGUUCUUGACCGCUGUCUGUAUUCUGAGUAAACCUGUUAAAAAAGUAUGUCCAAGAAGCUGUCAAGGUUAAGUGCAAGUUGCAACUUCAACUUCUCAAGAUGCUAAUUUUAUGUAGCAACAACAUCAAAAUAUGAUCAUGAUGCUUCUGUACUCUGUAGUUUGUACAUAUUUAUUUUUUCCAGCCAUUUUCUGUAAAGGGUUGAGUUGAUUAUACUCUGUAAGUCCGUAUAGUUUUACACAUUUUAUUUUUUGUUUAUUACCCCAUACAAGCUUAGCUUCCAGAAGCUGUAAAAUUUGUUACAGUAAUGAUUUUGAUAUGUUAUACACACUGAUACCAAUUAUAAAUAUAUUUAAUGUGAUUAGUUAUCUCAA